CUUUGAAUAGGCUACAGCACUCAAGUCUAAAUUACUUUCAUUUUCCUUACGUCACUCCACAUAUCUUCCUGCUGUCUUCCUGCUCAUCUCCCGUUACAUCACAGGACUGGAGCUAUUUUGUAAACUUUUGUUUUUGUUUGUAUAUUGUUUGUUUUUUCAAAUUAGCCUAGUCUGUGACUUCAUGUUGAAAAAACGGCAGUGAACAUGUAUCCCCGUGUUCUGACCGAAGAUGAGUUAUUGCGCUGUUUCCAUCGGAAGAAGAAUGAAAUUUCGUGCAUAGACCAACCGCGUACUUUCCUUCGUCAAUUAAAAGAUUAUGACCUGAUAUCAGAGCAUACAUAUCAGAGAGUGGCCAAGAUGAAGAGCAAGGAGGAGACGCAGAGUGCUCUGUAUGAGAUGCUGGAGGAACUGGAGAGGGACAAGCCGAAAUGUGUGAAAUUCUGGUCAUGUGUCUUUAAAGAACACAUGUUGAAGGAGUACCCAGUAUUCAGACAUCUGAAGGACAUUUUCACAUGUGGGUCUUUGAUAAAACUCUCCAAAAAGCAUUCAAAGCAAGGCAGCACGAGCAGACAGAAUGACACAGAGGGCAAGAAUAAAGACAAUAGAAAAGAGAAGAAUGCGAGGAUGGAGAGUGGCCUGAGGAGAAAUAAAGACGGGAAAGAAAAGCAGGUGAAGACAGAGAUGGAGGAGAUGGAGAGAAAAGUCAGCAGCAGUGUGAAGAGGGAGAAGGAAGGCAGAGCAGGGCCUUCUCAGGGUGAGAUCAGCGGGAAGAAGAAAUUCAAACCAAAGCACUCAAGUCACCUUGGCUCUCCAUCCUCCAAGCCCUCCCGUUUUACCUCAGGCUCUCCUCUGAGAAAGCCAGGGAAAGAGGACAAGUGGAGGAAGUGCUCACAAAAAUCCCUGAUACCUGUCACCUGUGGGGACAAGAGGGGUGUUCUUGACACAAGAAAACUGGCUAGAGGAGAGAAGUCCUUUAUUCUCGCGGAUCAUCAGUGGUACAGUGGUACGGCUUUUGAGAGGCUGGGUGGCAGAGAGCGGUGUAAAAACUGGAAGACAAGCAUACGCUACGGAAAGACAUCUCUCAUGAAGCUCAUACAGGCAAACCUCCUAAAGUGUCCCACACAUCAAAGGAGAUCAGCUGCCAAAGUGCAGGCUCCUUCACUUAGUGUACGCACCAGUACAGACUCCAUAUCCCCAAGCAAGAAGGCUUGUUCACCACCAUACACCAGAACGGACCCUGCAACACCCAGAAAGACGGUCCAAAUGAGAAUAGACGGUUUCCUUGCCAGCCCCGAGAAGCGGGACACAAAUGGCCCCAGCCAGUACUGCAGUGGGAAGGAGGAGUACAGAAGCAAGGUACAUGUCAAGAGAGAGGAAGAAGAGAAGAGGGAGAAAGGAGAGAAGAAAGAGAAGAAGAAGAAGAAAAGAAGGCUGAUGAAAUCUGAAAAGUGGGUAUUAGCAGACGCAAGCGGUGAGCAUGUCACCAAUAGUGAGGAGUUCACACCCAUGGAUGAAGGAAGUACUGUGUCAAGUGUGGCCCACUCAUCAGGAUACAGCGCAAAGACCACUUCACUUCAGAAGGAGCGAAACAAUGAUGGCCGCUGUUUCACCUGUGGUAAGGGAGGAGAGCUGCUUUUUUGUAGUGAGUGUCCCAAGUCUUUCCACAAAAGCUGCCACCUCCCCUCUCCAUCAUCGGCUGUGCCUGGGGAAGAGUGGCUGUGUACAUUUUGCAUUUGGGCGAAGUGCCAGACGUGGCGUUACUCUGACCAGGCCCCGGUGACCGAGACACAGGUGCUGGGCAGCACCAUCUCCAGCUAUGAAAUGCAAUGUCAGUAUCUUCUCCUGUUUCUAUUCAACGCUGAUAAGAAGAGAGACUUCACCACUGAUCCUUGCAAAACUGCGCCAAACUACUCAUCAGUGGUGUGCCAGCCCAUGUGGCUGAGGAAGAUUCGGGAGAGGCUGCAGAGUAGGUACUGUCUAGUGGGGGAGUUCAUCUCAGACAUACGCCUCAUCUUCACCAACCAUGCCCUCUACAACAAGGAGAAUCCAUCGAAAGAACAUGGUAUGAAACUCAGUAAGAAGUUUGAGAAGGAGUUCUGCGUUGUCUUUAACGUAGGCCUACAAGAGAAAAUUACAGACAAAAAAGACAAAAGGGAAGACCACCAUCAUUCAUGACCACAGUAGCAGCUGGAAGGUAAGAGAGGAACAUUGGACAAAUGUUGGAGAUGUAGAACAAAAGACUUGAAUGCACUUCCGCACUAAACGCACUCUGUAUGUUCCUGAUUAUGUCCUCAUUUGUAAAUUGCUUUGGAUAAAGGGUGUAUGUAAUGUAAUGCAGUGUAAUGAAAGAAAGCAGAGAAAGACACCGGAUUAGAGAAAACAUUGCAAAAGACCUGCUCUCAGACAUUCAAAAUGUAGCCUAAAUGAGAUUGACACAGAAGCACAAAAUUGUCCCUGUCCAUCUCUAAAAUCAGAAAAGCAGUUGGUUUGUUAACAUGACUGGACUAUAUAGCUAUCGGGCAAGCAACAUGGGGCAUACUCGCCAAACGUUAUCCCUUACAUAAAAAGUAUUUGCAACCGCUUACAUAUUAUUAUGAUAACUGUCAAAGUGAAUGGCUGUUUGCUUUGUCUUUUUUAAAGGGU
This is a messenger RNA of Engraulis encrasicolus (European anchovy), 2643 nucleotides long. RefSeq names its product nuclear body protein SP140-like protein. Gene Ontology annotation, molecular function: protein binding; DNA binding; DNA-binding transcription factor activity, RNA polymerase II-specific. Bases 205 to 2175 code for a protein of 656 amino acids. Gene Ontology annotation, biological process: regulation of transcription by RNA polymerase II. The transcript is spliced from 15 exons. The record is from RefSeq and is a predicted model, not a curated record. Gene Ontology annotation, cellular component: nucleus. NCBI's taxonomy places the organism in Eukaryota, Metazoa, Chordata, Actinopteri, Clupeiformes, Engraulidae.